AUUUGACCACUUUGUCAAGUUCAUCUGGUCCUAGAGUUUCUGGUUCACCUUGUCAUCACAGUGAUUCUAAUUCAUCUGAAAAACACAUGUCACGAGCCUCUCAAAGAGAAGGAGUUUCGCCACGAAACAGUCUUGAAGUUUUAACUCCUGAAGUUCCUGGUGAGAGAGACCGUGGAAACUGCAUAACUUCCUUACAGUUGCAUCCCAAAGGCUGGGCCACUCUUCUUCGGUGCUCAAGCAACACUGAUGACCAGGAGUGGACUUGUGUUUAUGAAUUCCAAGAAGGAGCUCCUGUGCGGCCUGUCUCACCUCGCUGUUCCCUAAGACUGACUCAUUACAUUGAAGAAGCCAAUGUAGGCAGGGGAUACAUCAAAGAACUUUGCUUCAGCCCUGAUGGGCGAAUGGUUUCUUCCCCACAUGGCUAUGGGAUUCGCUUGUUGGGAUUUGACAAACAGUGCAAUGAACUUGUUGACUGUUUACCCAAAGAAGCCAGUCCUUUACGGGUGAUCCGCUCUCUGUACUCUCAUAACGAUGUGGUACUGACAACAAAGUUCUCCCCAACACACUGUCAGAUCGCCUCAGGGUGCCUUAGUGGACGGGUCUCUUUGUAUCAGCCAAAGUUUUAGGCACAACUUACAUCAAAUAGGGACUCUUCUGGUGUGUGACUUAUAAAUUACUUCCAUUUAGGUGAAGUAUUUUCUUUUAGAAGAUCUUCUAAGUUUGGGUCAAGACCCUGGUUCUUAUGGGUCCAUGAACACACCCGUGACCUGAGUACUUGGUCAUCCAGCAUCAUACAGGCAUCUCCAAGUUACACUCUAUGCAGCAGCAUCUUUUUCAGCACUCUUCUGCUCUGAUCUGUGCCAUUGAACUCCAGCUCUGGUUAUUUUGCAUGGUAGCUCUCUUACUAAGCUCUCUCCCUUUCUCCUUCCAUAUCUCCCUCCCUCCUUUCCUUUCCUUUCCUUGCUUCCUAAUUUCUUUUCUCUUUUUUGGUGUUUAUAUGAAUUUGUGAACAUUUGGCAGGAGUUUUGGUUGGAAUGAGAGAAACCUAUGACACUAGUAUUGAAUAAAACCCAGAAUCUGGAUGCUGGCAUGCUGAUUGUUGAAAAAGAAAUUUCAGAUACUUGCCCUUUUAAAGUUGCUGUUGUAUUUCUCUAUAUUGAGCACAGAUAAUGGCAUUAUUCUCAUAACUAUUAGAUAGUCUUGCAACAAAAUGUCUUUUAAGUUUCCUGUUAAAAUAUAAAGAAUUUUUCAUGUGAUAGUUUUUGUUGUGAAAUUCUAGGAAAAAUGUUACCACGUCUCUUUGUAAUUUAUUUUACUUGUAUGAAUUUUAAAUCUCCAGCAUAUAUUUGUUUUUAUAACAGCAUUGGAAAGGAAAGGAGAAGAAAUGGGCUUUAGUCAUUUCUGUUGUACAGAGAGAAUUUAUUUAUUAGAUUAGUACAAUAUCUGGUCACAGGGUAAAGAGAACAGCGUGACUUAGGUUUUCUUUUUCUUUUUGAACCACACAGAAUGAUGUGUUAACAGUAUUAAGGUAGAGGGGGAAUAUAGAGUAAAGAGUUGACAUUUUACUGUCUUUCUUCCUCUAGCUAGGAGCCACAAGCUCAACUGUCUCACCAUCAGUAAGCACAGAGCUACAGUCCUCUUCAAGACGUUGUAUAACCCUCGUAGUCAGUGACUUGGAUGCAACACUAAGUACUGACCAGAAUACCAUACCUUUCUUGUGUUUUGUGUGGAACACAUCAAGUGAAAGCAUCAGACAGGGUCAAGCCCAAGGUUCUGUUGAAUAGACAGCUUUCUUCCAGUCUCUUCCACAUCAAAUGGUGUGUGGUGAGAAGCAAUUUACCAGAGGCUAGAGUAAUUUAAGCUCCUACACUUGUCUUACCCUCUUAGGUCACAUGCUUUUUAGGCCAGUGGUUCUCAAACAUUCAGAUGCAUUAUAACCAUUGAAGAGCUUAUGAAAAAUGCAGAAAUUUAGGACUCACCUUAGGAGAUUCUGAUUCAGAAAUCUCAAGUAAGGUCCACAUAAUAGUUUGAAAACUACAACCUUAAAUAGCAGUAAGUACUUCUGUAUCCAUCUGGUGCUUAACACAAUUCCCACAAGGUGUUUUGAUUAUUUAAAUAGUAAUAAUAACAAGUAAAUGAAAGCAAUUUUAGAAAUAGAAAAUAACUUGAAAUGGAAUCACUUAUUUGACAAAUGAGAGAACUUAAGUGACUUGCCUAUGGUCUUUCAAAGUUAUUAGUAGAGCCAGAACUUGAAUUAAAGUCUGCUAAUUCCCUGCUUACAGCAGUUUCUGCUGUACCAUGAUACAGUCUGUACUGUGUUACAGUCAGUGACUUACAUGCUUUGUCUUUAAGUUAUAUUGUUCUGAAUACCCUUAAGAUGGCUAAUAGAUUGAAAAAAGGAAGGCAUGGGAGUAAAUGCUAAAAAUUUCCACUAUAAGAAGAAAAGUUUUUAAAUCUUACAGAAAUGUUUAAACAGCUCAAUACAUGGAUAAAAAUGACAUUUCUUUGUAGGAUCUAUUGAACAGCCACUUACUUAUUUAAGAAGUUAUACUUAAUUUGGAACAAUGUUGGCUCUAGAAUAGAUUUUUAAAAUUAGGUCACCUUACCACGACUAUUGAAAAAAUUAAGAAUUCUGUAGUCAGUGAAAAAAUUACUCACAAAGCACACUGAAAACA
Messenger RNA from Castor canadensis (American beaver), 2675 nucleotides. The record is from RefSeq and is a predicted model, not a curated record. NCBI's taxonomy places the organism in Eukaryota, Metazoa, Chordata, Mammalia, Rodentia, Castoridae.